Messenger RNA from Schizophyllum commune H4-8, 950 nucleotides. RefSeq lists its product as uncharacterized. Bases 51 to 827 code for a protein of 258 amino acids. Lineage: Eukaryota; Fungi; Basidiomycota; Agaricomycetes; Agaricales; Schizophyllaceae. The record is from RefSeq and is a predicted model, not a curated record. The transcript is spliced from 3 exons.
CUUUGCCUUCGACCGCCAUUGUCCCCGUCGCCGCGCGCGCGUCCCUCCACAUGUUUGCCAGCCACGCUCAGAGAGUCUUGGCAGAGCAACAGUCAUAUGCUCUCUUUCCCGAGAUCGAACUUUGGGUCGGCGGUCCCAUAACGCGCCUGCGCGAUUCCUGCCACAGGGUAAAGGGCUACUUGGUGAAAGCGGACCUGCUCUUCACAAUGAGCCGUCAGCUCAGAGACCUCAUGCGCAGCGUCGGCGCCUAUGCCGUGCAUGUCGCUGACGUCUUCAUCGCCCUCCGCGACGUCGUAGCCGUCAUAUCUCAAGGAAUUGUCUCCGAUGAGCCGGGAAACCUCGACAACUACACCGCUCUUCUCAGGGAGAAAAGACUUCUCCUGCACUCGCGCAUCGACGAGGCGCUGGACGCCCGGGACGAUGCAAACGCUACACUUCUCGCACUUGAAGAGGCCGUCGAAGAUCGGCUCACGUUCGCUCACGAUCCCUGUGCCUCCUUCCUUAAUUCUGUGCUCGACUGGAUUUACCCAGUUGACAACCAGAAUCGCGAUCCCCUGCGAUUUGCAGCAGAAGCUCAGAUGCUGCACGAGCGCAUCAACGACAUCGAGGCGCUUCUGGAGAAAAUGGCAAUGCUUGUGCAGGGCAUCCCACAGCGCUUCUCUCUGGAUAAGGUUGUGGAGAUUCGCCAAUUCCCGGACGAUGAACGCGUCAGGGUCGUGAGUGGAGUACGACAGGCCGAUACAAAGCUUGAGCUGCUGGAUUGGCGGGGUCGCGGUUUGGGGAGGAAUUUAAUCCAGUAUGCAGAUUACAUCCCUCUGCAUGCGUGACGUAUGGUAUCAUAUCCAGAAUGCAGCUAUGUUUUGUGAGUUGCCCUCAAAUUCAACACGUAUUACUCUGUUCUCGUCGGUUCCUAGUCCUACUUGGACUGCGUCAAGAUGAAUACUAUCUUG